This is a messenger RNA of Pomacea canaliculata, 2338 nucleotides long. RefSeq lists its product as uncharacterized. The record is from RefSeq and is a predicted model, not a curated record. Gene Ontology annotation, biological process: positive regulation of microtubule polymerization; mitotic metaphase chromosome alignment; regulation of mitotic cytokinesis. Gene Ontology annotation, molecular function: protein binding. Gene Ontology annotation, cellular component: spindle pole. Lineage: Eukaryota; Metazoa; Mollusca; Gastropoda; Architaenioglossa; Ampullariidae.
AUUUUCCUGGGUAUUACGACAACCGUAACCCACCGUAUCUCAUGGAUGCCCGACAACUAAUGAGCGUCGUAGACGACGAAUGUAGAGUUGAUUCGCCAUUGCUUCUGUAACGAAAACUAAAGACAGACACAAGGAGUGUUUGUCUUAUGAGAAGCCGUUUUUAAGGAAGGAUACAAAACCCUUUCUGCCAUGUCUGCGUCGGGUGGUCAGACAUCUUCGAAAACACUUACUGCUGGAAGUAUGACAGGUGGGUCACAGGGAGGGUCGGGGUCUGGACGAGCAGGAGCACUACCGCUGCGCAGAAGACGAGCGAAGGUGACUAAUGAGAAGAAAAUCGCCGACGACGAAUUUAUGGCUGCAGCUAUCGGAGAUGUUGAAUGGUUGAAACAGAGCCUACGAGAAGUCGGAUCGCAGAUCGUCUUCGACAAAAAUGGCCUUGCUGCAUUACACCUAGCUGCUAUACAUGGUCGCUUGGAAUGCAUAAAACUGUGUAUUGAGAAAUUCAAGCAGGAUGUCAACCUAGCCAGCUCCACAGGCUGGCGACCUGUGCAUCUCUGCAUAAGUAAUCAGACUGGAAAGCGCUCCCUGCAGUGUCUGACUUAUCUGCUAGAGAAAGGAGCAGAUUCUUCCAUUGCAAAUGAUGAUGGAAUAACACCAGUUCACCAAGCAGCCAGUGAAGGCCAUGUUCAGUGUCUGAAGUUCCUCAUUGAAGUUGGUGCCAAGAUUGAUGGCAAAGAUUGUCGUGGAAAUACCCCACUGGAUCUUGCUAAGUUGUGGGGACACCGCAAAUGUGCAAGAAUUCUUGCAGCAGAGAUGUGGCACCAAGACAAAAACAACGUAGCCCAGGAGAUGCGGCAGCUGAAGAAACUCAAGAUGCAGCAGGUCCUUCGAGAGCUGGAAGAGGAGGCAGAAGUCCAGGCAGCCCACCAGUUCUACGGCCAGCAAGCCUACGAGCAGUGGCUUUCCACUCGUGGAUUGAGAGUCACGAAAACAGGUCUGGUAAAGACUGACUCACCCAAGGCUCAGGCUAAACCAGGCAAGAAACCUACCGUCACCAUUCGCGAGCCUCUCAUGAAACCGAACAGCAUGGCCGUCCGAGGUCCCCAGGAGGUCGUAGCAGAAAGUGGCGCCAUCACCAUGUCAGUGUCAGUGGGCAAGAAGGUCUCCACGUCUUCUAAGCCCAGCCGUCUGGACACAGCGACCACCAUGAUGUCAGAACUCGACGCUGGCCUGUACGGUCAUGGUGAGCAACGAGAACCAAGUGCAAAAGUAGAGGCAAGAACCGUCUCGCCGGAUUACUACAAUCCCAACAAGUGGAACUUCUCCCCGAAGACACGCACAGCUUACGUCCCCAUUCUCAAGGACGAAUACCCCAGGGAUGAGUACACCCUGAUGCCGAAAACGGGUGACGUUAAGUAUUUUGAUGGGAAACAUGCGAAGGAAGAAUCUGACAGUGGUGAGAAGAAAGUAGGAGCGACCGAGAAGAAUUUGCGAAAACCAAAUCUUCCACAGGAGGUCAUAGAGAGAGAGAUGUCGAAGGAUCCUUCUCUUUUCGAUCGACCGAUUCUGUUCAAGCCGAGGCACAUCGAUGAUGUUCACAAGAAAAAGAAGUACGCACGCGAGGAGAAGCCUCUCAGCGAAGCUCCGCUUCACCUGUGCAAUGAUGUCACCUCAGAUUUAGUCAAGUUGAGUGUCCUCUUCAAUCCACAUUCUGAGAAGCCGAGUCUGAAGCCCCAGAAGUCCGCAGGGAAGGCCUCGCGCCAGACUUCCGGUAACUCAGAGAGCAGUCAUCCGAAUGGCCCUUCGUACUCCUGUCCUCUACCCGAACUACUCACAACACUGAAGCUGAUGCAGAAGCCUGACCAUUACCCACCCAUUCGUGGCAAAGAGUAUGACAUCCGCAUGGACAAUGUGGUCGUCCACUGAAUCUUGGCAGACACUAGGCUAUCAUGACCCAUGACCCAUUUUAUCGUGUUUUGCUCAGCUCACUUUGCAAGUACUGAUGUAUUGUGUGUACACAAUAUUGUCGAUGCAUAUUAGUAGUUAUUUUAAGAUCUGGCAUGAACAAGUCCUGAACUCUUAGAAAAGUUUAUAGUUGGGGUGUAUCGGACUGUCAUUAACAGCUUUAAACGCAGCAAACCCUUUGUAAUAAGUUGCAAACAAUCCAAUCAAGAAUUGUAAGUAAAUCUUUCAACAUCAUCGCAGGCUUGUUCAAUCGCCAAGCAACUCCUUAAAUGAUGUAGACCGAACUUGUCUUCCCUUGAUUUUUGUUUCCUGGGUAAUCUUUUUUUUUUUUAUAACCUUUUAUAAGAUUCUCCCUUUCUUUUCGUCAAAAAAA